This is a messenger RNA of Styela clava, 3099 nucleotides long. Its product is annotated as putative ammonium transporter 1. NCBI's taxonomy places the organism in Eukaryota, Metazoa, Chordata, Ascidiacea, Stolidobranchia, Styelidae. Gene Ontology annotation, biological process: ammonium transmembrane transport; ammonium homeostasis. Gene Ontology annotation, cellular component: plasma membrane. The record is from RefSeq and is a predicted model, not a curated record. Gene Ontology annotation, molecular function: ammonium channel activity.
UUGUUUCUAGUUCAUAAUUUAAUACUAAUCUAGUACUUAUUACUUCAUCAAUAACCAUGACAACGAUGGAAGAAUUGGAAGCAAAGAUAAGCGAAAUGCAAAGUGGAACUAAUACAUUAUAUCUGCUGAUAUGCGGUCUAUUCGUUCUAUUCAUGCAAGCUGGAUUCGCAUUUCUCGAAGCAGGUUCAGUUCGUGCCAAGAAUACAACGAAUAUUAUUCUAAAGAACGUUGUGGAUGUCUGGAUGGCUGCACUCACAUACUGGGCGGUUGGAUAUAGUUUUGCAUACGGAGAACCUGGCAACGGGUUUAUCGGUCACAACUACUUCUUCGGUUCCAAUCUUCAACAGAACUUCGAUGGAGUCAACACUACAUACGGUGACGUAGGAACCGCAGACCAUUACUACGUGUCGUGGUUUUUCCAAUUUGUCUUCACAGCGACCGCUUCAACUAUCGUAUCGGGGGCAAUGGCUGAAAGAACUGAAUUUAAAGCAUAUCUUGGUUACUGCUUCUUUCUGACUGCGUUCGUUUACCCCGUGGUGUCACAUUGGGGAUGGUCUAGUUCGGGAUGGCUGGCAAAUGGGCCAAACGGUCUCGUGUUCAAGGACUUCGCUGGCUCAGCUAUAGUUCAUAUCACUGGUGGAACGGCCGCUUUCUGUGGAGCUGUAUUGCUUGGUCCCCGAAUCGGGAGAUUUGACGAAAACGGGCGACCGAAUGAUAUACCAGGACAUACUGUACCGAUCACGGCAUUGGGCGCUUUCAUCCUAUUCGUUGGAUUCCUGGCUUUCAAUGGAGGAUCGCUUCUCACAAUCACAGGUCCAGGAGAUGGCGCUAAGGUGGCACUGGUCUUCAUGAAUACAAUUAUUGGGGGGUCCUCAUCAGCUAUCAUAGCGCUCCUAGCGUACAAACUUUGGAACCGAGUGAGAGGAAAAGAAAACUUCUGGUCGCUUUUGAUUACGAUCAACGCUGGUUUAGCAGGUAUGGUCGCAAUGUGUGCUGGCUGCAACGACAUCUACCCGUGGGCGGCCUGUGUUAUCGGUUCCGUAGCUGGCAUGGCUUUUCUUUCCUGGCAUCACCUUAUGUUGAAAAUGCAAGUGGAUGAUCCUUUAGAUGCCGUGGCAGUUCACUUCGGCGGUGGGAUGACCGGAAUUAUCCUUGCACCAAUUUUUGCGAUCAACGGACAGGAAUACGAAGGGGUUGCUGUAGGAGGAAUCAUAUAUGGAGCACAUUGGAAAGCAUUCCAGGGAUUCGGUUGGAAUUUACUUGGAGCUCUGGUCAUCACAUUCUGGACUGCGAUGUUUAGUUUGAUCCUUUUUGGUAUCAUGCGAUUGAUAGGGAUUCUUCGAGUGGAUAGAGACAUCGAAAUUCAGGGACUUGAUGUUGCGAAGCAUAACGAGCCAGCCUACCCGGUUAUCAGUUAUGAAGGAUUUUUACCGGGAUCGGAGAUUUUAAAACAUGAAGAAGAGAUCGAUCUUAAAAAGACAGAAAAGAAACUGAGAUCAGAACUUAAAAGAAUCCAAAGCGAAAAAUACAAAAUAACGAAACAAGCACAUCAGAGCGUCAGUGACAGAUCGGACGUAGAGCAGGGAGUGCGGAACAACGGUUACACAACAGAGGGAGUGUAAACACCGUUACCAUACAUCACGUGACAUAUUGAUGCAAGAAUUCGAAUAAAUAAUUCCAGACAAUCUAGACUCGUCACUAGACUUUGUACAUCCCUUUGAACAGUAAAUAUUUACAGACAAUCAAGGAUAAAGUAGUAUUUCACAUGUUCCUGAUUGGUCAUUAAUUUGAGAAUUGUGACUCAUAAUAUCAAAAAAUAUAUUUGAAGAAAAUAUUGUUCGCUCAUAGACCCGGUCUCAGGAUAUUCAAUAUCGUUACAUUGACGGAAAAAUAUUUUCUUCAGUUCAAAAACAACUCAAGCUACGACUUUCCUCUCCAGUCUGACAAGAAUAUGAAUCUAAGUUUGCCUCCUGACCGUAAACACAAAAAUUAAUUUCCAACUCCGACAUAACCCGAUUUUAAACCAAAUAAUGAACCCAUGACACGAACCCUGAAGCUCUUCCGGGUUGUUCAAAUUAACUUCUGGUUUGAAAAUGUUAUUGAAAAUCAUCCCCUCAACAGCAUUGUUUCUAAAAUAUUAACACCACUAUUUUAAUUUGCACUUAACAAAAUAUUGAAAAACUUUUUUGUACGCUAUAGGUAAAAAUCAAUUUUAGUUACGUUUUUGCUCUUAAAUUUGAGACGUUUUGUGCUUUUUAAUGUUUUAAAGGAAUUUUUAACAAUCUCAACCAAUUAUUGUGCCAAAUAUAAUGCAAUUUUCUCUUAAACCGGGUCCGAAACCUUAGUUCUGGGCCCGGAGUCGGCGUCUAACUCGCAACUCCGGAUUGGCAUUUUGGCGGCAAAAACUUUUCCGCUUUUACCUCUGAGUAGUAUAAAAAUUCCGGAUUUGAGUGUUUCAAAACUUUGACUUCGACUUGAAGCUGGAAGGCGAUAAAUUAAACAUAAUUACCUGCAGUGCUUUUUGUAUAUCUUAAACGGUCAUUGUGCCAAAAACGCAGUAUUUCAUUGUUUCGAAGUCAUAUUACGCGGUGACAUUUUUUUUUUUUCUACAAAAACUUUUUCGUUUAUGUUCGUAACUCUCAGUAUUCCAACUCCGGUUUUUCUAAAUAUUGACUCCGACAGGAAACUUGAAAGUAUGAGUUUGAAAACACAUCCACCCCAACUUUUACCCCAAUAUCAAAUAUACACCCCCCCCCCCCCCCCCCCCACCCGCUUUCUUUCGUUUCAUUGAAGCGUAACUUGCCAGAAUGGCCAAAUCUUGCCAACAUAAUAUUAUAGCUGAUAUAUUACGCUUCAUUGACUCUACUUCUGGUUUUCUUUAAUUUUACCCGGUUCGCCACUGAGGUGUGAAUUGCCAGAUUUACCCGAGCAUAAUAACGCUAUUCUAAUGCUGCUAUCUUUCGCUUCAUUGCCUUCUAUGCUACGAAAAAGUUAAAUAUUCUUAAAGCAGUUUGAUUCAAAAUUGUAUUUAAUGUGAACUGAUUUUGUUAUUUCAACAUUUCAAUUAAAUACUAACAAUACAUUUUAACCUAAUGAAAA